This is a messenger RNA of Stegodyphus dumicola, 3584 nucleotides long. RefSeq names its product BOS complex subunit NOMO3. The record is from RefSeq and is a predicted model, not a curated record. NCBI's taxonomy places the organism in Eukaryota, Metazoa, Arthropoda, Arachnida, Araneae, Eresidae. Gene Ontology annotation, cellular component: endoplasmic reticulum membrane. Gene Ontology annotation, molecular function: carbohydrate binding.
CUGUUUCUAUAUGUAUACAUUAGACUUGUACUUUCUGCAAUGAUUCUUAAUUUAUUUACACUCUUUGAAAUUAUUUUCAUAUAUUUAUUUAAAUGUGUUCUUUGUGAUGAUAUAUUUGGUUGUGGAGGAUUUGUAAAGUCAAAUUUCGAUAUCAAUUAUUCGAGAGUGGAAAUAAAAUUGUACACAAAGCAUGGCAGCUUAAAAUACCAUACUGAUUGUGCACCUCAUAAUGGCUACUAUUUGAUUCCUUUGUAUGAUAAAGGAGAUUAUAUUUUGAAAAUUGAACCACCUGUUGGAUGGAGUUUUGAGCCUAGCAGUGUUUCUUUACAUGUUGAUGGAACUUCUGAUCCUUGCAGUUUAAAUCAGGAUAUAAAUUUUGUUUUCAAGGGAUUUACAGUCGCAGGCCAGGUUCUGAGUCGAAAUGGAAAAAAUGGUCCAGCCGGUAUUAAUCUAGUGCUGAAAAAUUCUAAUCUAGAAAUCCAAAAUGAAACAGUUAGUGGAAAUGAUGGAUAUUAUAGUUUUCCUAAACUACUUCCAGGAAAAUAUACCAUUGAAGCUAGCCAUAAAGUAUGGAUUUUCGAUGAACAGAAAGAAGUGAUUCAUGUAACAAAUGAUAAUUUGAAAACUGAAAAUAAAAUUAUAAUAGCUGGUUAUGACGUUUCAGGAUUUGUUUACAGUGAUGGCGAGCCAAUUCAAGGAGUUCAUUUCUUAUUAUUUUCGAAGACUAAAAUUAAUAAACCAGUUAACUGCAGUAUGGACAGUGUAAAAGGUUUCAGUCAGAAGUACAGUAUCCCGUAUGUGUGUUAUGUCACUUCUUCAGAAGAUGGAAAAUUUAUUUUUCCAUCAUUACCUCCUGGAACUUAUAAGUUAGUUCCAUUUUACAAGGGUGAGCAUAUUGAAUUUGAUGUAUCUCCACCAGAAAUGGAUUUUAUUGUUACAAAAGACAGCCUUAAAAUUGAGGAAAAUUUUCAGGUUCAAGGUUUCAGUGUUAGUGGUUGGAUAGGUACAGGACCUAAUGGCAAGAGCUUAUCAGAUGUUGAAGUAUAUAUAAAUGGUCAAGUUCAUGGAAAGUCAGACAUAAAUGGCAUAUAUCACCUAGAAAAUAUGAGAGCUGGCAUUUAUAUUUUGGAGUUGAAAAAACCAUACAUGUAUUUUGAAUCAGUUGAAAUGAAAAUUAAUCCAAACACACCUAAACUUCCAAAUAUCUUUGUCAGUAAAUUUUCUGUAUGUGGCCAACUUAUUAUUGAUGAAUUUCCUGUAGGUUUGGAAAAGAGUGACAGAAGCAUAAGUGUGAAAUCUAUUAAAGGUGACAUACACUUACUUGUGCCAGUUCCAUCAGAUGGUACUUUCUGUUGCAGUACAGUUCCUGGAAAAUAUGAAUUAGAGCCUGUUGUAUCAGAGAUUGAGAAUAGUUUUGGUCUUAAGUUCUCUCCUGAAAAGUAUUCUCUUCAGGUGGCCGAUGAACCAGUGUUGAAUAUUGAAUUUAAGCAGUUUAGGGCAGAAGUUAGAGGUAAAGUAAAAUGUAUCGAAGAUUGUAUUGAUUUAUUGCUCGAUCUAGCUCCUCUAUCACAUGAUAGACCACAUUUAGCAGCUACUGUUAUGACUGAUGGCACAUUUGAGUUUGAUAAAUGCUUACCUGGUAAUUAUAUCUUAACUGUAGUAAAAGAUGAUUGGUGUUUCCAAUCUAAAACAUUAAAAUUUACCAUUACUGAUAAAGAUAUUUUGAAUCUGGAAUUGCUUCAAAUAGGUUUCCAGGCAUCUGUAACCUUGACUCAUGCAUCAUCUUUUAAAGUAAAAUAUCCAUCAGGAGAGUUUCAUAAUGUAGAACUUCAGAAAUCGAGGAAUGUACUUUGUUUGCCAGAAAAAGGCAUUUAUAACUUUAUACCAAUUGGAUGUCAUUUGUAUAAAAAAGAUUCUUUUAAGUUUGACACAAACAAUCCUGUAGAAAUUAAUUUAACGCCAACAAAACAUUUAGUAACUGGCAAUAUUUUAACUGAACUAAAUGUUACAGAUAUUAAAGUAUUUGUUAAACGGCAGUCUUCUGGAAGUGAAGAAGUUAUAUCCUUACAAGAGCCACUAGAUAAGAAAAAGGAUUAUUUUAGAUAUACCUUUUCAGUAUUUGUUCCACCAAUGUCUCAGUUGGAAUUGAGAGUUUCAUCGAAGCAACUGCUCUUUCGCCCUGCCCGAGCAACUAUUAAAGUCGAAGAUGAUUGUUUGGAAAAUGCUGUUGAAAUCAUUGGAAAGAAAGGCUUGUUUCUCAAUGGAUCUGUUACACCUCCACUAGGUGGAGUAAGUAUAAAAGUACUAGUUAAAAAAACUCAGGAACUUUAUACUAAAACUAUAACAGAUGAUGCUGGCAAAUUCCUUGUUGGACCUCUGGAAGAUGAGAGUGAUUAUAUAGUGAAUGCAGAGGUGGAAGGUUAUGUUUUCAAACCUUUGGAUAAUUUAGGAAAUUUCUUAGCUUUCAAACUAGCUGAAAUUGUGGUAGAAGUUACAAAUGAAGAUGGUUCACCUCUUCCUGGAGUUUUACUUUCAUUAAGUGGUGGAACAGAUUAUCGUAAGAACAGUGUAACACAGAAAAAUGGAAGACUUUCUUUUUCGGGAUUAGGGCCAGGACAAUACUUCUUGAGACCAAUGUUAAAAGAAUUUAGUUUUGACCCAUCUUCUAAAAUGAUUGAUAUAAAAGAAGGAACACAGGUUAAUAUAAAAAUCAGAGGUAAGCGUGUAGCUUAUAGUCUGUAUGGUACUGUAACCUCUUUAACUGGAGAGGCAGAAGUUGGAAUAGCCGUUGAGGCCCUUGGUGUAGCUGGCAGUACAUGUGGUCAGUACCAAGAAGAGGCCAUUAGUGAACAAGGAGGUGCAUUUCGCAUUCGAGGGCUGCAACCAGAAUGUGAAUAUAUGUUACAUUUGAAACCAGGAAUGGAUGUUAAUCAGCAUAUUGAGCGUGCUACACCCAAAGAGAUUAAAUUAAAGGUAACUCAAGGUGAUAUAACUGGAGUGCGUUUAAUAGUCUUCCGUUACUAUGGUCAAAUGGAUGCAAGUGGAAAUGUCUUGACUAGCCAAGAGUAUCUGCAAACCCUAAAGGUCCGUCUGUAUCGAGAAGAUGCACCUGAUCAAAUUGUUCAUUCCAUUAGUUUGGGCCAAAGCAGUUUCUUCUACUUGCCAUCAAUGCCUAUUGAUAAUAGAACAUAUGUUUUGCAACUUGAAUCCUCAUUAUCAACAAAUGCUUACAUUUUUGAACAGCCAUCCGUAACCUUUUGUGCUAAUACUUCAUUCUACCAUUUUACAUUUUCUUUCAGUCCUCGAAUGAAAUCAAUUGAGCAAGAAGUUACUCAAGGUUCUGUUUUGGCUCUUCCAUUAGCUAUUAUUUCUUUACUUCUUGCUUAUAAUUAUUCUAAACUUUUGCCUUUGCUUUCUCAUAUAUUUUACUUAUUUACUACGAUUGCAAAUCCUGCUAAAUCACAAUCAGCUGCAGAAAGUGUAUCAUCAGAAAAUAUAAAUGUUCGUAGGAAGACAAGGCCUCGGAGGGUACAAUAAUUUUGUAUUAUAUUAAUUUUUAAAUUAAAAUAUUCACAUGAUGUUGA